This is a messenger RNA of Acanthopagrus latus (yellowfin seabream), 1383 nucleotides long. RefSeq lists its product as uncharacterized. The coding region runs from base 30 to 833 and encodes 267 amino acids. NCBI's taxonomy places the organism in Eukaryota, Metazoa, Chordata, Actinopteri, Spariformes, Sparidae. The transcript has 5 exons. The record is from RefSeq and is a predicted model, not a curated record. Gene Ontology annotation, biological process: response to bacterium.
AACAGAGAACCGCCCCUUCGCGUCCUGUAAUGUGUUUGUGGAGCACAGUUCAGACAAAACCAUUGCAGUGGAGCAGUCAGCCUGUGCGCACAAUGAUGAACCUCACUUUGAUGACAGCUUUGCUCUCUGCCUUCAGCUGGAUCUCCAUCUCGGUCGCUGACUUUCACACUGUGGAGUCUCAGCCUGGUGAAGAAGUCACACUGCUCUGCUCCAACUUUACCAGAUUUCCCACCCACAUAUACUGGUUCAAAUUAAGUAACAGCUCCAACAACAGCUGCAUUUCCUAUAUGUUGACCUCUGAUGGAAAUACUUCAUUCUGUGAUGGAUUUCAAAAUGGCAAAUUUAACAUGUCAUCAAACACCACUACUCUCUUUCUGAGGAUCAAAGAAGUUGAAUUAUCAGACUCUGGACUGUACUUCUGUGGAUUUUACACAAACUCAGCUAUUGUCAGUGCAACAUAUUUAAAGGUUCAAGAAAUGGUUGAUGGAAUAGAAAAUCUGAUGAGCGUGGUCCUGGGUGCUGUCAUAAUCGUCCUCGUUAUAGUCGUCAUUAGUCUGGCUGUCCAAAUCAGGAAACAUCAUACAGUUCAUAAAGAGGGGCUGAAUCCACAACACAGCGAGAACCUCACCUCUAAUGACCUGACCUACGCGGCGCUCAGUUUCCAUCCGAAAGCAAAAACCAGCAGAAGGCCUCCAGCAGAGCAACAGCUGGAGUCAAAUGUUGUGUACGCUGCCACCAGAAAGACUCAGGAAACAACUAGAACAGCAGCUCAGGGUGGAAUUGUCGCUUCAUCACGUUCAACACACGAUGCCACGGUUUUGCUUGAGCAGUAGUCAGAUGGCCUAAGUAUCACUGUAAAAAGGUUUUUUUUUUUGCUUACGCUGUGUGUCUUAGAUCUUGAUCUGAGAACAGAUGCAAUUUGGUGUCUAAUGGCCCUUAGCAAAAAGUAGUUUAUUCAAGUGUACUACAAGUUUACUUAUUUUAUACUAAAACACAGACAGUAUACUUGAAGUGUACUUUUUAUAUACUAUAUUUUUAUAUACUUAAGAAAAGUAUAUUGAAGUCUACUUGGUUUAUACUUAAAGAUAUAAAGAAUAGUCUAAGACUAAGUACAUUAAUACUUAGACUUACACUUAUACUUUAAUACUAAAGCUUAUACUUGUACUUUAGUAUACUGUAAUGCUCCUUGUGGACUGUGGCGCAAAGGCUCUUGGGUAUUCUGUUGUUGGUGUAAUUAUGGUUCGUGAAUGUGGUUGUGAAUAAGAUGAUGUGUAAGAUGGUUAUGGGUUAAAUCACGUCCUUGUUCUGUGGUUAAAUUGUGUCGAGUUAACAAAGAUGAUAAAAAUGUUGGCACCGUGAGUGAAGGGGUGAUUUCCUAGAGAG